CCUGGAGGUGCUCUCCAUCAUGGCGGGUGUGCUGAAGAAGACCACUGGCCUGAUGGGCUUGGCUGUUUGCGACACUCCGCACUACAGGCUAACAAUAUUGUACACAAAGAUUCCUGAUGUUCUUGAACAACUCCCUAAAAAUGCAGCAUACAAAAAAUUCACAAUGAGAAAUUCAAUGUGGUUAAAUAUGGUUAAAGCUGAACCAGAUGUUAAGAAGUUGGAAGACAAACUUGAGGGAGGUCAACUAGAAGAGGUGAUUCUUCAGGCUGAAAAGGAACUGAGUCUGGCAAGAAAAAUGCUAGCGUGGAAACUAUGGGAGCCAUUAAUGGAAGAGCCUCCUGCGAACCAGUGGAAAUGGCCAAUAUAAGCAUUAUCAAAAGUCUUUGAUGGGCUAAUGGGAAACUAAUAUAAUUAAAUGUUCUGUUAUAUUAAAAGUGUGUCUAUUCUGAUUAAGAAAAUUGACACAAGACAUACUUAGGAGACUUGUUAGUGAUUAUGGUACUCGUGUUUUGUGAAUUGUACAGUAUUCUCUCAGAUUAUUUCAAAGAUGGUAUUUCUUUGAACAGGAAAAGUGUGGUAAGAUUGGACAGUUAAUUGAUACAGUUUCUACAGAUACACUAUACACAGAGCUAAAU
Molecule: messenger RNA, 635 nt
Organism: Perognathus longimembris pacificus (Pacific pocket mouse)
Lineage: Eukaryota; Metazoa; Chordata; Mammalia; Rodentia; Heteromyidae
Product: NADH dehydrogenase [ubiquinone] 1 alpha subcomplex subunit 5-like
Exons: 1
Coding region: 20-367 (115 amino acids)
Biological process (GO): respiratory electron transport chain
Source: RefSeq, a predicted model, not a curated record